This is a messenger RNA of Anneissia japonica, 6443 nucleotides long. RefSeq names its product cytoplasmic FMR1-interacting protein 1-like. Gene Ontology annotation, biological process: cell morphogenesis; regulation of translation; axon guidance. NCBI's taxonomy places the organism in Eukaryota, Metazoa, Echinodermata, Crinoidea, Comatulida, Comatulidae. Bases 138 to 3923 code for a protein of 1261 amino acids. Gene Ontology annotation, cellular component: synapse; SCAR complex; neuron projection. The record is from RefSeq and is a predicted model, not a curated record. Gene Ontology annotation, molecular function: small GTPase binding; RNA 7-methylguanosine cap binding. The transcript has 28 exons.
CGGAAAUAUGGUCAUCCACUGAAUUUAGUUGCCCAUUGCUUGGGUGUGGACGAAUGUUGUUCACACAAGAUUUUAAGACAGUUUCCUAAAAUUGAGGUUGCAUGCUUUUUAUAGGAACCCCUCUCUAAGGUGAAAACAUGUCGACCACAGUAUCGUUGGAGGAUGCUCUUUCAAAUGUGGAUCUUUUGGAAGAGCUCCCUCUACCAGACCAGCAGCCAUGCAUUGAAGCGACGGCGGUGUCAAUCACUUAUCAAGCUAACUUCGACACCAAUUUCGAAGACAGGACAGCUUUCGUGACGGGCAUGUCCCGGUACAUUGAAGAAGCAACUGUACAUUCAGAAAUGAACAAACUACUUGAGGAGGGCCAUGGGUAUGCUGUGAUGCUGUACACAUGGAGAAGCUGUUCGCGUGCCAUGCCAGCAAUCAAAUCUAACUCACAACCUAACAGGGUGGAGAUAUAUGAGAAGUUUGUUGAGGCUUUGGAGCCUGAGGUCUCAAAACUCGUAAACCUGUUCUACUUCCAGCAAAAAGCUAUAGACUUAUUCUACAAAGAUUUCCAGCGCUUAUCACAUCCUGAACGACGCAAAGAUUUUGUGUCGGAAGCCUAUUUGCUUACCCUUGGCAAAGUCAUGAACAUGUUUGCAGUGUUAGAUGCCCUCAAAAACAUCAAAGCCAGCAUCAAGAAUGAUUAUGCUCAGUAUCGAAGAGCUGCACAGUUCCUGAAGCGUAUGUCCACCCCUCAGUCGAUCCAGGAAUCGCAGAAUGUGACACUGUUUCUGGCAAUUAAUGACAAGAUCACCACAACGUUAAAAAGUAAGAUACAGGAAAUCCAAGGACACGAGGAACUUCUUGUUGACAUUGUAAAUAUCUGCUCCGAUAUGUAUGAGAACAAGCAAUAUGUGCUACCACAGGAAAAACACAUGCUACUUAAGGUCAUGGCCUUUGCCCUUUACCUUAUGGAUGGUAAAGACGUCAGCAUCUACAAAUUGGAUGGCGGCAAGAAGAAAUUCAGCUUAUCAAAGAUAGAUAAGUUUUUCAAGCACUUAGAAGUUGUACCCUUAUAUGGUGAUAUUCAGAUUUCACUGUAUUCUUACAUAAUGAAAAGUGAGAACUUUGAGAGUCAUAGGUCCGUGUGGAGUGUGGACUCAAGCGGAAGCCUGAACCAUAGCGCCCAGUACAACAUUGUUGAGCAACUUCCCAGCGUCCGGGACCACCAUACUCGCUACAUUAGUGAGUUGGCCACACACAGUAACAAGGAAGUUACCACGGCACAGAAGGAAACACAAAGAAGUGAUGCUGAAAAUGUCGCCCUCUAUAAUCUAGCACUGCGAGGUUUACGACUGCUUGGUGCCUGGACAUCACUAGUUGCAGAAUUGUAUUCAUGGAAACUCAUUCAUCCUGCCGAUAAACGUUCAAAUCCAAACAUCCCUGAAAGCGCUGAAGAAUAUGAGAGGUCAACACGAUACAACUACAGUAGUAAUGAGAAGUUUGCGCUGAUCGAAGUCAUUGCAACGAUCAAGGGUUUACAGGUGCUGAUGAACCGAAUGGAAAGUGUAUUUUACGAGGCAAUUGUGAGGACUGUUUAUGCUGAGAUUCAGGAUUUUGUCCAGGUUCAGCUACGUGAACCUCUGCGGAUGUCAAUCAAAAAGAAGAAACCCGUCCUAGAAACAAUUCUACAGGCAAUAAGACAAACAUGCGCUGAUUGGCAGAAUGGGAUGGAGCCUGUGAACGAUCCCUGCUUGAAGGGGGACAAAGACCCAAAGACGGGUUAUAAUGUGGCAGUGCCUAGAAGAACAGUUGGGCCUAGCAGUACACAGUUGUACAUGAUGCGAACAAUGCUUGAAUCAAUAUUCUGGGACAAAGGCAAGAAGCCGAUGCGCAAGGAUCUUGACGAGAAGUCUCUAGCCACCAUUGAAGCCUUCCAUAAGCGUUCUUUUUUCUACCAUCAUCUUCUGAGCUUCUCAGAAACUCUACAGGAGUGUUGCGAUUUAUCACAACUUUGGUAUAGAGAGUUCUUUUUGGAGAUGACAAUGGGUGACCGAAUUCAGUUUCCAAUUGAAAUGUCAAUGCCCUGGAUUUUGACCGAUCACAUUCUGGAAACGAAAGACGCAUCUAUGAUGGAGUACAUUUUGUAUCCGCUAGACCUGUACAGCGACAGUGCUCAGUACGCCCUCACAAGGUUCAAGAAACAGUACCUCUAUGAUGAAAUUGAAGCUGAGGUAAACCUGUGCUUUGAUCAGUUGGUCUACAAGCUUAGUGAUCAGAUUUUUGCUCACUACAAGGCCUUAGCUGGAAGUAUUCUACUUGACAAACGGUUUCGUGCUGAAUGCGAGAAAUUUGAUAUCACAAUCCGAUUUCCACAUCCGAACAAGUACACAACGCUGUUAAGACAGCGUCAUCUUCAGCUGCUAGGCCGAUCGAUUGAUAUGAACCGACUGAUCACACAACGUGUCAAUACAGCGAUGCAAAAAAGUCUUGACCUUGCAAUUGCUAGGUUUGAAAGUGGUGACAUCACAGGGGUCAUAGAACUUGAUUGUCUGUACGAAGUUAACCGACUUACACAUCAGCUACUCAGCAAAUAUAUGACACUCAACGACUUCGAGUCGAUGUUCCGCGAAGCAAACCACAAUGUUCUAGCGCCAUAUGGUAGAAUAACCCUUCACGUUUUCUGGGAAUUAAACUACGACUUUUUACCUAACUUCUGCUACAAUGCCGCUACAGAUCGAUUUGUUAGAACAUCAUUAUCUCUAGCAGAAGCUCUUAACAGGGAAAGGCCUCCAACAGCAGCGCCCUCAUACAUCUAUGGCUCAAAGCACUUGAAUGAAGCAUUCCGUCACAUCAACAGCCUGUGUAACAGCUUUGUAGGAGCUCCCCACAUGCAAGCUAUGGUACGUCUCCUUGGUUACCAGGGUAUCGCAGUUGUCAUGGAGGAACUUUUGAAGGUGGUAAAGAGUCUGCUUCAGGGAACCAUUCUCCAGUACGUGAAGAUUUUGAUGGAAAUCAUGCCGAAGAUUUGUAGGCUACCAAAAUUUGCUUAUGGGUGUCCAGGUGUAAUAAGCUACUAUGCAGCUCAACUUCAAGACAUUGUGCAGUACCCAGAUGUGAGGACCAACCUCUUUCAAAGCUUCCGUGAGGUCGGAAACAGCAUCCUGUUCUGUAAGCUGAUUGAGCAGAAUCUUGCCAUUGAGGAAGUGUGUGAUCUUCUGCAUGCAGCACCUUUCCAGAACAUCAUCCCAAAACAGUACUUACAACAGGGAGACAAACUUGAAGCAAAAGUGAAGAAACUUGAGCAGAAGUAUGCACCAAUGCAAGUUGUUAGUGUUAUGGAGAAAUAUGGCACACAAGAACAAUUAAUAAACUCAAAAGAAGGCGACCUUCUGACUAAAGAGCGGCUUUGUUGCGGUCUGACUCUGUUUGAAGUAGUACUGACGCGGAUAAGAAGUUACUUAGAUGAUCCCAUAUGGCAUGGUCCAACACCUGCGAAUGGAGUCAUGAAUGUUGAUGAGUGCAACGAAUUCCACCGACUUUGGAGUGCUAUUCAAUUUGUUUACUGUCUUCCACUUGCCAAAGGUGAACUCACAACAGAAGAAUGUUUUGGUGAGGGCUUGCAUUGGGCAGGGUGUGCCUUGAUUACUUUGUUGGGUCAACAAAGACGUUUUGAGGCUUUGGAUUUCAGCUACCCUGUCUCUUAUACACAUCUAGAUAAAUUGCCAAAAAGCGAUUUUAAGGUUGAUUAUAUUAUAAAUGGCAUAUCAAUUAGACGACUUGUUGACAGGAUCAAGAAAUUUCGUCUUCUCAAUAACCAGGUGUUCUCUGUUCUCCAUAAAUUCCUGAAACCAGGAGAUAGCGACAGUUUACCUGUCGAGCAAGUCAGGUGCUACCAGCCACCUGUUCAUCAAUCAGUCAUUGACGGUACCAACUAGAAUCAACCUCAUUCAUUAAACUGGCAAACAUAUUAAAACAAAUGUGCCUACUUGUAAGAGACCAGUUUAAACUGGCUUAAAUGAACUGGUUGCAAUAAACCAGUUUAAGCUAGUUUGAACUGGCAAAUGAACUGAUUCCAUAUUGUUACUACAAAAAAAAACCAGUUGAAACUGGAUUACCCUUCAUAAUUUUAUAAUGAACUUUAAAGUAUCAAAAAAGCAUGCGAUACUUUUUUAAGGUAUUGGGGAACAAUUUCAUGGUAUUCCUUGCAUUUCUAGAUAUUUUAAUGACAAUAUUGCAAAUUAAAUUAAGAGGACCAUUGUUAAAAUUGAUCCAAGCUAUGUAUCCUCUUUAAACAUUGCAGGGAAAAUGCAAACCAAGAUAUUUUAGCUGAGAAUAGUACCCUUCCAUACAGCAAACAUUAGCUGUGUUUGAUGUUUUAACUGUAAACAUUCAGGAUAUUUAAGGACAUUUAAAUACUAUGACAUAAGGAUUCCAAUAUUUUUUUAGAAAAAUUGAACAUGUUAAUUUUACCAAGAAUGUUUGGAGGUUAGAUGGACAUGUUUUCUUUUGUAUAUUUAUUUUGAUUCCAAAUCAAUUUUAUUUUUAAUUUCUUUAUUUAUACUUCUAUACUUUGUACUAAUUCAGAGUAGUUCAUGUUCUGUUUUACUUUUAAUUUAACAAUUUUUGAUAUUUGUGUAUAUUAAUUUAAAUCACAGGUGAUUGAUAAGGGUUUCUGUAUGCCUUUUAUCUAGUCAGUGAAAUAAUAUAAAUAACAACAAAUAGAUUAGUUCCCUAUACAGAAUUUUGUAACAAGUUAACAUUGGAUUUUACCGUGAUGUGUCAUUUGCACACAAUAUUGUACAGUAUAUGGUAUAAAGAAAUGAUUUAAAUUUGUAUAUUUGCAUUUUUGCCUUGUUUAUAUAAUUAUUUCUAGAUGAUAAAGCUAAUUUUUGUGCUUAUAAUUAAUAACUUAUAAUCUUGUUUUAUUCUUUCGUAUGUACAUCUUUAUACAAAUUAUGCACUUGGGUAAAAUAUUUACUGGUAUUGUUGGCUAUUGAAAAUAUACCGUCUGUAAUGAAUUAUUGAAAAUCGUCAAAAAAUUAAUUAUAUGAAAAAAUUUUUUAUAUACUAAAAAGAAACAUUGAUAUUAAAGAUAAUUGUUUGCUAAUGUACAGACUUUAUUACAAAAAUCCUUUAAACCGAUUUAAUACCCGCCAAUUUAAACAUCCCUAAAAAAGAAAAGCUGUUAUUGAGUCUAUUGCUCUGUUGAGAGCAGAGGCACUGUUUAUGCAAAUAAGUAACUUCUGACCACCAGCUACCUUCAGGAAUUUUGCAAACAUAUUGUAGCCUCAAAAUACUAUAAGUGUAGUGAAAUAAAUACUAAACGAUUCAGGGUGAUUUCUAGAAGGCUAUUUUUUAUAGAGGUAAACAUGUAAACAAAAAUGUGAUGCAUAAUAGAAAACCUGGUUUGGCAAGGCCACCCAAAUAUCUAUUACUAUGUUGCAUCUUGUCGUCUACUUAAAAUACAUAAAAUUUUUAAAUUGCUAAGUAAUAGGACAUUAAAAUAUAUGGUAUAAUUAUUAACAGCACCUUUAAGGGUCUACACAAAAGUUACUUAAUAGAUGCGGACAUCUUUUUCUCAUUUUAAUUAACAGCCGAUAACUUCAUAAUGUGCGCAGGGGUGGCACAGUUCGCUCAAAAUCUCUUGAAAGUGAUAUGGCAAUUUAGAGGUUUCCAUAGGCUUAUUUAAUUGAUUUAAUAGUCUACCAAAUUUGUAAAAAACUACAGAAUGUUUUUCUCCCCUACAAAUUGUUUUUAUCCCUGAUGGGGGUGCUUUCCAUGAUGGUGGGCCCCCUUACCCCUGCUACACAGCAAUGCAAAUAAAAUUUGUUAGCAACAUAGGCGGUAUGUCUUUAAUUUUUUGUAGUAAAUUGUCCAAAAUGAAAAUUGGAUACUAUUUAACUCUUUAUAAUUUUUUGUUCCAUUAUUACGAGAAUCAUAUUUCUAUGUAGUAUUUGUAAAAAAAUGUUGGUAGUGUGUUUAUAUAAUAUGCCAAGGCUAAUCGAUUAAAGUGAUCAUAUUGCAUUUGUAUGUCUAAAGACGAUUUUAACCACCGAACAAAAACAAUUUGACUAGUGAAUGUGUAAUUGUAUCACUCGCAUUUCAAAGCGCCCCUAUGGUGUGGGAAGUUAUUUAACAAAUAGGGUUGAUGUAUCAAUAGGAAUAAGCCUUGGUGCAAUUGUGAAAUCUUUGCUUAAUAUAUGGUGGUUAUAACCAAUACGGCUUGGUUUAUAUCAAUGUUCAGACACGGAUCCAGUAGGGGUGGAAUUUUAAAUUUUCAAUGCAUAUCAAGGUUAUGUAUUGAAAUAAGCACUACACGCUUAUCUAUUCUGAAAAUGUUCCCCCCGCCCCGUUUCAAACAUUCUAAAUCUGAUGUUGAUCACACUACCUUAUUAACAGGUUAUUUAGGCGAUGUAUGUACAUAGAAUGAAGAAAUACAAUCACUACUUGUUUAA